CUACCAUACCCUAUAUUCUCUUUUCUUUUAUUCUUGUCACUUCUACCCUACUCUUAAGCUCUUCUGAGCCCCAACAAAUCUCCAAAGAAGAAAAUGGCCAUAAAUGGAGUCCCAGUGCUAGGAUUUUUCAUCAUGACUUUACUGAUGGGUCCCCAAGAAUCACAGGCUAUCAAAGAGGACCAUGUGAUCAUCCAGGCUGAGUUCUAUCUGACCCCUGACCAAUCAGGCGAGUUUAUGUUUGACUUCGAUGGUGAUGAGAUUUUCCACGUGGAUAUGGAAAAGAAGGAGACAGUGUGGCGGCUGGAAGAAUUUGGACGCUUUGCCAGCUUUGAGGCGCAGGGCGCCUUGGCCAACAUAGCUGUGGACAAAGCUAACCUGGACAUCAUGAUAAAGCGCUCCAACCACACCCCAAACACCAAUGUACCUCCAGAGGUGACUGUGCUCUCAAACACCCCUGUGGAACUGGGAGAGCCCAACACCCUCAUCUGCUUCAUCGACAAGUUCUCCCCACCAGUGAUCAAUGUCACGUGGCUUCGAAAUGGAAACCCUGUCACCACAGGAGUGUCCGAGACAGUCUUCCUGCCCAGGGAAGACCACCUUUUCCGCAAGUUCCACUAUCUCCCCUUCCUGCCCUCAGCCAACGAUGUCUAUGACUGCAAGGUGGAGCACUGGGAGUUUGAACCACCAACCCCUCUCCCAGAGACAACUGAGAAUGUGGUGUGUGCCCUGGGCCUGGUUGUGGGUUUGGUGGGUAUUAUUGUCGGGACCAUCUUCAUCAUCAAGGGCAUGCGCAAGGCCAAUGCUGGCGAACGCCGAGGGCCUCUGUGAGGCACUGCAGGCAAUGAUGUUUCCUAGAGAGAAGAUCAAAGAAGAAAUCUGCAUCAAUAGCUUUGUAAACAUGGCAAUAUUCCAACCAUUUACCUCACUGAAGACAACCAUUCUUCUACAUUGUCCAGAUGGUUAGCUAUUCUAAGAAUAAUGAUGCCUUCCUUCUCUGUCCAGAUUCUGAUAUCUAGUUAUUCCUUGUUUGUUGUCCCUUCUUGGGUCUGUUUGCUUUCAUUUUCUACCAUCAUUUUAAUAUCACCAGGUAAUGCUUCUGGAAUAGACCACCCUCCCCAAUAGGAUCCUGUCUCUGCUAUGGAACCUUGUGAAUGUUCAAUACAGACAUCCCUUCUACACUUAUUGCUUGGGUUUCUUCAAACUGUGAUUGUGAUUUUUUUGAAAACAAUAAACUAUUUGAUGGCUC
Messenger RNA from Mustela erminea (ermine), 1246 nucleotides. Its product is annotated as HLA class II histocompatibility antigen, DR alpha chain. Gene Ontology annotation, molecular function: MHC class II protein complex binding. The transcript is spliced from 5 exons. Gene Ontology annotation, biological process: positive regulation of T cell activation; antigen processing and presentation of exogenous peptide antigen via MHC class II; immune response. The record is from RefSeq and is a predicted model, not a curated record. Bases 94 to 828 code for a protein of 244 amino acids. NCBI's taxonomy places the organism in Eukaryota, Metazoa, Chordata, Mammalia, Carnivora, Mustelidae. Gene Ontology annotation, cellular component: MHC class II protein complex; membrane.